Molecule: messenger RNA, 2706 nt
Organism: Rana temporaria (common frog)
Lineage: Eukaryota; Metazoa; Chordata; Amphibia; Anura; Ranidae
Product: potassium voltage-gated channel subfamily C member 1-like
Exons: 5
Coding region: 688-2451 (587 amino acids)
Biological process (GO): protein homooligomerization; potassium ion transmembrane transport
Cellular component (GO): voltage-gated potassium channel complex; dendrite membrane; axon
Molecular function (GO): delayed rectifier potassium channel activity; protein binding
Source: RefSeq, a predicted model, not a curated record
UUUUUCUUUCUUUUUUUUUUUUUUUUUUUUUUUGAAACCUCCCAUUCUUUUUUGACACGGCUGUAACCAGCAGGCCAGGCAAGGCAACAAUAUAAAUCCGAUCUGCGAUCAAGCUGGUUUUUCUUUUUUUUUUAUUAUUCUAUUUUUUUAAACAACAAUUUUCAUUUUUUUUUUUUUUUUUUCAUUCUCAUUCACAAGCCUGGAGUCCAUGAUCAUCCUGUGGGGAAUAAUACAGAGAGAACACAUUAGGAGAAUGUAUUUAUUAUUUGAUAAGGUGCACUACUCUGCCUUUAAGGGGACCUGUCUGAAAGCUAAGCAGACUUAAGUGCUCAUUCACAAACUCCCAGCAAGGAAAGGAUCCAGAGAGUCCCCGUCAUCCUGAUCCUCCAGCUUCAGUCUUCCAGCUGCUAUUAGUAGUUGUGUAUUUGUCCCGCACUGGGGAAGCUCUGAGACCCUCCAGCUUUCACACCUCUUAGUCCUCCUUUUUGGAGAGGAGAGCACAAGGGGGCUGGAUUGUGUGUGAGCUGAAGAGGAAAAAAAAAAAAAGAAAAGCAGAGGGUGAUGACGUUUCCAGUUUGAAGGCACCCGAUUCGAUGUCCUGGUGAAAUCUGAUCCCUACUUGCGGAUUUCUCCAGGAAAAAAAAAAAAAAAAAAAAGAGAAAAGCAAAAAAAGCAACCAGGGCACUUAUGAUCAGCUCAGUUUGUGUUUCCUCCUUCCGCGGGCGCAAGUCUGGUAACAAGCCUCCCUCCAAGUCAUGUUUGAAAGGAGAUAUGGGCAAAAACGAGGACAGCGACAAGAUUGUCAUUAAUGUUGGGGGCAUCAGGCAUGAGACCUACCGGAGUACCCUCAAAACCCUGCCCGGGACCAGGCUGUCCUGGCUCACCGAGCCUGAUGCCUUCAGUAACUUUGACUAUGACCCCAAAACAGACGAGUUCUUCUUCGACAGGCACCCCGCGGUCUUCGCCUAUGUCUUGAAUUACUAUAGGACUGGCAAGCUGCACUGCCCGGCAGAUGUGUGCGGCCCCCUCUACGAAGAAGAGCUGGCCUUCUGGGGCAUCGAUGAGACGGACGUGGAGGCUUGUUGCUGGAUGAAUUACCGGCAGCACCGAGAUGCCGAGGAAGCCUUGGAUAGCUUUGAGAGCCCCGAGCCCGAGGAGGAGGAAGAUGGGGACCUCAAAAGGCUUUGCCUGCAGGAAGAUGGCAGGAAGCUGAACUGGUGGAAGAGGCUACAGCCCAAGGUCUGGGCACUCUUCGAGGACCCCUAUUCUUCCAAAUAUGCCAGGUAUAUCGCCUUUGCUUCCCUGUUCUUCAUUCUCAUCUCCAUCACAACGUUUUGCCUUGAGACCCACGAGGCAUUCAAUGAGAUCAUCAACAAGACUGAGACUACCACACAAAACAACGUCACCAAGACGGAGAUUAUACUAGAAGUGGAGACUGAACCUUUUCUCACAUAUGUAGAAGGCAUGUGCGUGAUAUGGUUCACGUUUGAGUUUAUGAUGCGUGUUUUAUUCUGCCCUGAUAAAAUGGAAUUCAUUAAGAGCAGCUUGAAUAUUAUAGACUUUGUGGCCAUCUUACCUUUCUACCUGGAGGUCGGCUUGAGUGGCCUGUCUUCCAAAGCAGCCAAGGAUGUCCUCGGUUUUCUUCGAGUUGUCCGAUUUGUCAGGAUCCUGAGAAUCUUUAAGCUCACUCGUCAUUUUGUUGGGCUCCGAGUCCUUGGCCACACUCUACGAGCCAGUACAAAUGAGUUUCUCCUCCUUAUUAUAUUCUUGGCACUUGGAGUUUUAAUUUUUGCCACCAUGAUAUACUAUGCGGAAAGGAUCGGGGCAGCGCCAGGGGACCUUACUGGCAGUGCACACACCAACUUUAAAAACAUCCCCAUAGGGUUUUGGUGGGCUGUGGUAACAAUGACAACUUUGGGGUAUGGGGACAUGUAUCCAGUGACCUGGUCAGGCAUGUUGGUGGGUGCCCUAUGUGCGUUGGCAGGUGUGCUAACAAUUGCUAUGCCAGUCCCCGUCAUUGUCAACAAUUUUGGAAUGUACUACUCCCUAGCUAUGGCUAAGCAGAAGCUACCAAAGAAAAAGAACAAACAUAUUCCACGGGCACCUCAACCUGGAUCACCUAAUUACUGUAAACCAGACAUGAAUUCUCCCCAUAGAAGUGCUCAAGGAGAUGCCUGUCCCUUAGCUCAGGAGGAAAUCAUUGAGAUCAACAGAACAGACUCCAAACAGAACGGUGAUGCUGCCAAUGCUGCACUGGCUAACGAGGAUUGCCCAACAAUAGACCAGGCUCUCUCCCCAGAAGAAAAGUCCCCUGUUACCCCAGGUGCAAGAGAGAGAUACAAUCGCGACCGAGCUUGUUUCCUGUUGUCCACCGGAGACUUUGCACAUUCUCCAGACGGCAACAUCCGCAAAGCUCAUGUGACAGAUCAUAAUGGCCCUAUAUCUGACUGAGGUUUUACUGCUGUAUAUGUUUAUUAUUGUCAUUAUAUGCAUUCCCAAUAGAUUUUGCUACUUGUAUCAAAAUCUUUCUAUAUGCACUACAGCUACGUGAGGCAGCAUACUUAUAUUUUUGUCAUGCUGUUACCAGCAUGGUAGGUUGAGCUUUUAUGCAAGAGACCAGUAUGGACAUGACUGUAUACCCAGGUGGUAUAUGUGUGUUAGAGUGAGUGUGUGUGUGUGUUUGCAUCUACUCAUCACAAUGCAUAU